UGAAAGUUCCCAUUUUUGCUAAUUGUGGCGGGAGAAUGGCGUAACCCGUUUCCAUCUACUCUUCCUCUCUCUCCUCUCUCGUAUCAAGGAGGAAAAAAAACCCCGCUCUCUCAAUCGAUUCUUCUUGUGUUGUGCUUCAAUUUGAUCGCCAUAGAGUCUCUCAACUCCCAAUGAGAUUUGGAUUCUGAGAACUGGGUUUUUAUAUCGGAAGUGGAGUGCUGUUGAAGGUUACUGCAGGGUUUGAUUUGUAAUGGCGGAAGUUUUUGAUGACGAAACGGAACAGACGAUUUCUAUUCAGGAGUAUCUGAAGGAAGUUGAGGAACAGGAGCUGGAAGCGGAUUUAGUUUUGGGAGGUGAUGAGGGAAAGGAAUGUACUUACAACAAGGGUUACAUGAAGAGACAAGCCAUUUUCUCAUGUCUAACUUGUACCCCUGAUGGAAAUGCUGGAGUUUGCACAGCCUGCAGUUUGUCAUGUCAUGAUGGACACGAGAUUGUGGAAUUAUGGACCAAGAGGAACUUCAGGUGCGACUGUGGAAAUUCAAAAUUCGGAAAUUUCGUCUGCAAGCUGUUCUCAAACAAAGAUGUAGAAAAUUCCAACAAUUCGUACAAUCAUAAUUUUAAAGGAUCAUACUGCAUAUGCAAUCGCCCUUACCCUGAUCCAGAUGUCGAAGAGCAGGUGGAGAUGAUUCAGUGUUGUAUGUGCGAGGAUUGGUUUCAUGAGGAACAUCUCGGUCUCAGUUCCAUAGAUGAGAUUCCCAGAGAUGAAGAAGGGGAGCCCCUAUACGAGGACUUCAUAUGCAAAGCGUGCUCUGCAGUUUGUUCUUUUCUGAGUCAAUAUCCUUCAUCUAUUUGGGCUGUGGGAAGGCAGUCUGAUACCUCUAUGGACGUUAGCAACAAAAUUGAUGCUUCAGAGCUUCCAGCUAGUACAUCUGUAAAGCACAAUGAUGAUGUUAAUCUUCAUGAUUCUGCCAAUGCGGAUCCUACAGUAGAUACUGACAAAUCUGCUGGCAAGGAUAGCUUGCUCAGUGAACUUCCUGAAAAUCCUAGUUCUAGCGAACCAAUUAAAGAUAACAAUCAAACUGAUAGUUGUGUGCUUGGAACUUCUUUGUCGGCUUCUAUAAUUGUUGAAAACAAGCCAAUGUUUCUUUCAAAGAAUUGGAGGGGUGCCUUGUGCAGAUGUGAAAAGUGCAUCAACAAUUACAAGUUGAAUAAUAUUAGUUUCCUGCUAGAUGAAGAGGACUCUAUUGCUGAGUAUGAAAAAAUGGCAAAACAGAAGAGGGAAGAGAAGUUAUUGCAACAAGAAGGUGCUGAGUCAAAGUUGUUUGAUAACCUUGGGCAUGUGGAGAAAAUUGAGAUUCUGAAUGGCAUUGCAGAUAUGAAGGAUGAGAUUCGUACCUUCCUGGAAUCAUUCGACUCGUCGAAGCCUAUUACAUCUGCAGAUAUUCACCAGGUUUUUGAGAAUCUAGCUAAAAAGAGACGCCGUACUGAAUGAAAGUAUUCUCUUAGAAGCUUCAAUAUAUUUCAGUAUCUAUAAAAGGAGUAGCCUUCCGUUGGUCUUGGAGUUCUCAAGUAAGCUGUCCUGACUGCUUGAAUAUAUGUAUUUGGGGCGGUUUCUUUCAGAAUUCUGUUAUGGUAAAACCGUUAACUAUGAAACUUAAGUUUCUUUGAGAUCUAGAUUAUGCUUUCAGAAAUGACUUGUUUUUGAAACCUUGUUAAACUACCGGAGGUGCCAACCCCUGUGGUUUAAGCUGUAAAUUUAACUUAGUUCCAGACUUGUUUCUAAUAUAUGAUGUUAGACCUGUUUCUGAUA
Cucumis sativus (cucumber) is the source of this 1810-nucleotide messenger RNA. Its product is annotated as putative E3 ubiquitin-protein ligase UBR7. Gene Ontology annotation, molecular function: ubiquitin protein ligase activity; zinc ion binding. The transcript has 6 exons. The record is from RefSeq and is a predicted model, not a curated record. Lineage: Eukaryota; Viridiplantae; Streptophyta; Magnoliopsida; Cucurbitales; Cucurbitaceae. Gene Ontology annotation, cellular component: cytoplasm. The coding region runs from base 251 to 1492 and encodes 413 amino acids.